ACACUGGGGUGCAGUAGCGGAUUUAGAAUUUUCACUUUCUUCUAUAGGUUGUAUUACUACCAAGAAGUUGGGAACAAUGAUGAGAUCACUUGGUCAGAAUGUCACUGAAGCUAAACUACAGGAUAAGAUCAGUGAAGUUGAUGUUGAUCAAAAUGGAAUCAUUGAUUUUCUAGAGUUCUUGAAUCUGAUGGAACGUAAGAUGAUGGACACCGAUUUUGAGGAGGAACUCAAAGAAGCUUUCAAGAUUUUCGACAAAGAUCAGAAUGACUUUUUUUCUACAGUUGAGCUUCGUCAUGUAAUGACUAACGUGGGAAAGAAGCUGACUGAUGAAGAGGUAGAAGAGAUGAUCCGAGAGGUAGAUAUUUUUGGUGAUGGGCAAGUUAAUCACAAGAAGUUUGUCUGUAUGAUACUUGCCAAGUGA
Messenger RNA from Capsicum annuum, 421 nucleotides. Its product is annotated as calmodulin-like. The transcript has 3 exons. Gene Ontology annotation, molecular function: enzyme regulator activity; calcium ion binding. NCBI's taxonomy places the organism in Eukaryota, Viridiplantae, Streptophyta, Magnoliopsida, Solanales, Solanaceae. The coding region runs from base 77 to 421 and encodes 114 amino acids. The record is from RefSeq and is a predicted model, not a curated record.